AUGAUCUCAAUGAGUACGGUUGUCAGAUUAUUCAUCGUGGGUAUUCAGCAGAAAGCAGGACCUGUGGCGAGCAGCACGAAUGCUCUCUCACCUGGGUUGGGAAAUAAUGGGAUGAGGCUCUUUCUUAUCCGCCACGGCGAAACCGUGGACAAUGUUGCUCAAGUAUAUGCUGGCGUCCGAGACUCUGCCUUGACCAACCACGGCGUGCUCCAGGUCAACCGACUUGGGCAGCAUCUGGCAAAGUCAGGCGUGAAGCUUACUCAUAUCUUCUCGUCGGAUUUGUUACGAGCGUUUCGUACCGCCGAAGCAAUCCGUCUCGCACAGGCGGAUCAGCAUGGUCCCAAGGACACGGCUGUACUGGAAACCGUGCAGCUCUCUAUUUUGAGAGAGCAGGACUAUGGCUACUAUGAGGGCAAGCCAUUUUACGCUAGGAAUCGGGACUCGAAGAGGAGUGGCAGAGAUGCCCACCUCGACGAGCAUCGAAAGGAUGACGGGUUCAAGGAGCCAGAGUCCAAAGAGUCCAUGGCUUUGCGGAUGGAGUCCUUUCUAGGCCAGCAUCUAUUGCCUGUUUUGCAGGCUUAUGCCGACGGUGAAAGCGAAUCGUCUGCGUCGCGAACCUCAGUUGCUGUCGUCGCUCAUGGCAUGAUCUUGUCGAGCUUGUGGAGAUGUCUUCUCCGGAGAUUCCCUCCAAAGUCGAUAUCCCUCGGGCCCGAGGUCGUUGCUGAUGGUCGCGCAGUGGCGCUCCAGUACCUUGGUGCUUGGUCCAACACUGGGUAUCUUGAGAUUGAACUGCAGCGGAUGGAGUCCGACACGGCAGUGGUUACUCCAACCAUCGUUGGUUUAAGCGACGCCGCGGAAUCUUCCAUCUCGCUCACGGAGACCCAUCUGCUUGGAUGGACUGGUGUCAUCCGAACCAUCAAUGGCAAAGAGCACCUCCGAGGGCUGAAGCGCACUGGCGGUGGAGUCGGCAGCGCCAAACACGAGGAAGGUCAGCGAACCAUUGAAAGCUUCUUCAAGCGACAGAAGCGCAAUUAGGCUAGCAGCAUCUUGUAGAAGAGCUAUGGUGCAUGCUAGCCCUGCGAUGAAAUGGUGAGUCUAUAUUGCAUUUUGCAUACUAUUUGUUUUCGCCUUUUGCAUCUUACAACAUCUCUAUGAUGAGAAACCAAAUUCACAUAUCACAGACCUGUUCUGAGCCUUUUA
Xylona heveae TC161 is the source of this 1200-nucleotide messenger RNA. RefSeq names its product phosphoglycerate mutase-like protein. Lineage: Eukaryota; Fungi; Ascomycota; Xylonomycetes; Xylonales; Xylonaceae. Gene Ontology annotation, cellular component: cytosol. The transcript has 3 exons. Gene Ontology annotation, biological process: positive regulation of DNA repair; fructose 2,6-bisphosphate metabolic process; regulation of pentose-phosphate shunt. The record is from RefSeq and is a predicted model, not a curated record. Gene Ontology annotation, molecular function: fructose-2,6-bisphosphate 2-phosphatase activity. The coding region runs from base 1 to 1035 and encodes 344 amino acids.